AUGAAUGCUACAAGAGAGAAUGGAUUUGUCCUCUUGGGUUUAAUGAAUCACCCUGACCUGCAGCUGUUUUUGUUCAUUGUCUUUCUAUUGGUUUACAUAAUAAUAGUGUUGGGGAACAUGCUCAUUUUCAUCAUGGUCAUAGCAGAUCCAUCACUUCACACACCAAUGUAUUUCUUUCUGAAGGUCUUGUCUUUCCUGGACAUUUGCUACUCUUCAGUGACCCUCCCCCAAAUGCUGGUUAAUUUCCUAUCAGAGAACAAGAGAAUUUCCUACACUGGAUGUGCCACACAAAUGUUCUUCUUGCUUUUCUUAGGGGCAUCAGAAUGCUUCCUCCUGGCUGUUAUGGCCUAUGACCGUUAUGUGGCCAUAUGCAAACCACUGAGAUACAUGAUCAUCAUGAACCAGAAUGUUUGCCUUUCACUGACUGUCCUCUCAUGGUUCAUGGGCAACUUGGUGUCUUUGCUUCAGACAGCUUGGGUCUUCACUCUGCCAUUCUGUGGAACAAACCAAAUUAAUUAUUUUUUCUGUGAUAUCCCACCACUCAUCAAGCUUUCAUGCACUGGCACUUCUUUGUAUGAAAUGCAGCUCUUUACAGCUGCCAUUCUAGUUAUUUUCACCCCCUUUUCCCUUAUCAUUGUGUCCUACUUUCUGAUUAUUUCCAACGUCCUGAAGAUGACAUCCUUGGAAGGGCGUCAGAGAGCUUUCUCCACCUGCUCUUCUCAUGUCUUGGUGGUGACCCUGUACUAUGGGAGUGGCAGCUUGAUUUAUCUGAGGCCCAAAUCACUUAAUGCUCAGGAUAGUGAGAAAUUCUUGGCUUUGGUGUACACCACCAUCACACCCAUGCUGAACCCUAUUAUCUACACCCUAAGGAAUAAGGAAGUAAAUGGUGCCAUUAAGAGGAUGGUGACCAAGAUCAGGAACAGAAAAUUAUUUUUUCCACAGAUGAUCAUUCAUUCAUUAUAA
Molecule: messenger RNA, 963 nt
Organism: Zootoca vivipara (common lizard)
Lineage: Eukaryota; Metazoa; Chordata; Lepidosauria; Squamata; Lacertidae
Product: olfactory receptor 10A7
Biological process (GO): G protein-coupled receptor signaling pathway
Cellular component (GO): membrane
Molecular function (GO): G protein-coupled receptor activity; olfactory receptor activity
Source: RefSeq, a predicted model, not a curated record